UGGAAAAAACGGCUUCGGUCUUUUGCCGCUUUGACAUCGACCAGCUGAAAACGAGUGGGUGGAAAAUUCAAACCUUUUUGAUUUCUAACUUCAAGGAAGGACACCGUGUGAGCCGGUGGGCAGAACUCUGAGCCCCUCCACAACAGACUCACCUUCCAACUCAGACAAAAACGUUCAAGAAAGAACAUUUGGAGAGGAAGAGUAAUAGACCAAUUGGGUGGGCCUGACGGUGACAUCAAGCUCCACCAGUGGUGACUGUGGUGGGAACUUCCUGCCUCCACCGUCAAGUGAUGCAAUCGCACUUCCCCGAAAUUGUGCCAUGCUGUACUGCGCUGAGGUAUUUUGUCUGAAAACAUGUUGAAGGAUAGCCAGCUGGUCUACAUGGGUCUGGAGCUGAUGAUCGCUUGUCUGGCUGUUGCUGGGAAUGUUCUGGUCUGCUGGGCGGUCUACCUCAACUCCAACCUGCAGAGUAUCACAAACUUCUUCGUGGUGUCCCUGGCAGUUGCAGAUAUUGCUGUUGGGCUCCUGGCCAUCCCCUUCGCGAUCACCAUUAGUACCGGCUUCUGUUCCAACUUCUACGGCUGCUUGUUCAUUGCUUGUUUCGUUCUGGUGCUGACGCAGAGUUCCAUCUUCAGCCUGCUCGCUAUCGCUGUGGACCGCUACAUUGCAAUCAAGAAUCCACUCAGGUACAACAGUCUGGUGACAGGGCGGAGGGCAAAGGGCAUCAUUGCUUUGUGUUGGGUGCUUUCAGUAGGCAUCGGUCUGACACCAAUGGUUGGCUGGAACACAGGUGCAAACACCACCUCCAACAGCAGCAGGUGUCCUGAAGGCAUGACCCAGUGCCUGUUUGAAGGUGUGGUUACCCUGGACUACAUGGUCUAUUUUAACUUUUUUGGCUGUGUGCUGGUGCCCUUGGUGGCCAUGCUGGUCAUUUACAUAAAUAUCUUCAUGGCUGCGCGCCACCAGCUCCAACUGAUAGGACUCAAAGUUGCGCAGACACCAUCGCGCGCAGUAGCCACACUGUCCUUGAGCUCAUCUCGUUCGACCCUGCAGAAAGAAGUCCACGCUGCCAAGUCGCUGGCUAUCAUCGUGGGUUUGUUUGCCUUCUGUUGGCUUCCAGUGCACAUCAUAAACUGUUUCAACUACCUGUGCCAAGACUGCAGUCGCUCACAUAUCUGGGUGAUGAAUAUAGCAAUCAUACUCUCGCAUGCUAACUCGGUUGUAAACCCAUUUAUCUACGCCUAUCACAUUCGAGAGUUCAGACUGACCUUCCGAAGGAUUAUGCAUCAGCACAUCCUAGGACACAAGACUGGACAUGGGUUUGGUGUUGGGAGCAGCAAUGACAGGAAUGAUGGGAGCAGCAGUAUUACACGGACAUCUUUUCAUAUAAGUAAGGACGGCUCAUCAUGCAGCACAGUGGUGAAUAGUUACGUGUUGGACUCCAGUCCGGAUCUUAAUCUCCCUGCUCACAAGGGGUCCAGCAACCAAAGGACAACAAUGUUUGACCCUUCAUCAAAAAGCUAUACGACUAAUGGCCACCACAUAAGUGCUCUGUCACCUACAAAACAGCAACCGGGCAUCAUGGAAUUUGCUAUUCAGGUAGGACAAGAAUCAACCACAUAUUUCAGGGGGACAACACAUGCGUCACGUAUAAAAGACAGUGGAAGUGGCAUUUCUUUUGUAAAUGUUUGCACUCUAUCACCGACACAAACCCACACCGUCUUCUCUGCAGAACUUCAGGAAGCGAUAUAAAACACCCACGUGUUGGGUAACAUCUCUUUGUUUCUGAGAUGGGACAAAGUAAGACCACUUUAUUUAUACGCCACAUUUUGUCACUAACUGUAAGCGCUGUUUCACAUUAAAAACAAACCUGGAAGAGCUUCUCAAAUUGCUGAUUAUCACACAAUAGACUGCACAAUCAAUCAAUAAUUCCACACCAACAAACAUCUCUCCAAGUUCAAUUACACCAUCAACAAAGUUCGGCAGACGCAGAUGACACACGUGCAACUUAUAGGAGGAUCACACCAGACGUUUUGGUUGUAAUUUGCAUAAUUACAGUACACUGGGUAAAACCACAUUUGCCUGUCAGAGGGCCCAAGGUCAAGCAUCAGCCCACCCCCUUUUUUUGAAGAAAGUUGGUUAAACUCCCACCUGAAAUUAAAUUACUAGUAAAUUACAUGGAAUAAUUUAAUGAAUAAGAAAAUGACAAAAAAUUGGACACAAUCAGGUGAGGUAUUUGUAUAAUGGUAUACAAUAUUUAUUUGCGAUGAAAUUAGAAAUUUUAUUGAAAUCGGCUUUCCAAUGGACAUGGUUUUGGCCAUGCUCGUGCAUCGGCCCAUCCCCUCUUCAGGCAGAAUUUUGCAUGGAGAGCCCUGGGCCCUCUGGUGGGAGAAUGGGGUAGUACUUGGGGGCAUUAAGGGGUUUGGUCCAAACUUUUUAUUGGUACUGUUGGCCAGGUUUAAAAUUAAAUUCCUUGACUUUGACCUUUGCCAAAAUGAAUUCUUCAAGGGCAAUUUUGAGGUCAUCCUUCAUUGAUGGACCAACUUUAAUAGCAAUACGUAAAAGGACCUGGGAGCAGUAGAACAACAAACAGACCUUUUGGAAAUAUUGACCUCUGGCCAAUUUGACCUUGCUGGGCAAUUUUGGAACCCACCUCCAUAUGUUUGCCAAGUUUGGUGUAUCCCAAUGACUUUGACCCCAGCGCUUGAUCUUUGGUCAAUUUGAUCUUGUGUGGACUAUUACAGGACACACCUACAUAUGUAUGCAAAAUUUGGUGGACAGCAAAAAUUUAAUUUUAACCUUUGACCCCAAUGAUCUUGGACUUUUCCAAAACAAACCCCUUUGAAGGGCAGUUCUGGAGUUGACCGUCAUAUUCUCAUACCAACUUUGGUUGAAAUUGGCCAAAAGACAUUAGAGUUGGGCAGCAAAGAGGAAAAAUAAGCACAUAUUGCUCAAGUUAUAGUAUGAUACACUAGUGGCAAACAUUUUCUUGGUCAUGCAGCUUUGCUAGAUUGUCUGGGUGCCUUUGGUUUCAGUUCUUUCUGGUACACAGUUAAAAUGGCAGACUUAAUCCAUCAUAUGGAACAAUCAGCCUGUUAGGGUUUUUCUCUAAUGCAUGCAUUUUUAGUGUUUUUAUUUAUUUAUUUUUUGGUGGGAAGUACAGAGGAAGUGUUCACCCUUUAUUGGCGACGCAUUCAUGCAGUGCCUUAAAACCCUCCACAUCACUGCAAUCAUGUCGUGAACUUAAACACGAGAACAACAAUAAUUCAACACAGAUUCACUAUUUUUUUACUGAAGUUAACACUUUAUGAUUAAUUACAGUGAGGCUGAAUGCGAAACUCCUGUCAGAUUUAGAAGCUAAACAUUUUAUUCGCAGAAAUAGAAUAUAGGUGUCAAAACCAUCUGCUUAUUUGGGUAUAAUUACCUCUAACAGCAAAUCGAUUUGUUUUCAUGAGCAGAAUAAUGCAAUCUGCAACGUCAUCACUAGAUGAUACUAAAUCCUACACACUAACUUUAAAGGAUGGGUUCACUGUUUCAAGAUGUAAGAUGUCAAGAGAAAUUACUGUCCUUCUGUCCACCCUUCCACCCGUCUGUCUGUAUGACCAAACCUUGCAUGUCCUAAAACUUAGAACCAUAAAACUCUCAAUAUUAAAAUUUUUAUGCAGUAAUACUGGGAGGUUAAAGAUCUGCCUGCCAAAAAAUUUGGCAUUUCUGACAUUUUUAACUCAUUGAGUGCCAGCCAUUUUCAAAGUUCAGAACAUCCCAGUGCCAGGAUUUUUUUCAACAUUUGAGUGUUUUUUUCAA
Molecule: messenger RNA, 3804 nt
Organism: Thalassophryne amazonica
Lineage: Eukaryota; Metazoa; Chordata; Actinopteri; Batrachoidiformes; Batrachoididae
Product: adenosine receptor A2b-like
Exons: 5
Coding region: 355-1752 (465 amino acids)
Biological process (GO): adenylate cyclase-activating G protein-coupled receptor signaling pathway; G protein-coupled adenosine receptor signaling pathway
Cellular component (GO): membrane
Molecular function (GO): G protein-coupled adenosine receptor activity
Source: RefSeq, a predicted model, not a curated record